AAAAUUGUAGACCAUAAGGAUAGAAGAGAAACAUUAAAAGCCUAUGGGGGUAAAAAUAAAGUUUUUGUAAUCAGCCUGCCACCAAAACCCCACAAAUCCUUCACUAAGCAGCGCCCUGUCCCUCUUCUCCGCAAAACCCUUGCAGCCCCAUCAACAAAGCUUAAGAUGGCUUGGAAAGGUAUAUGGCAGCUGAAAAAGCUGGUUGUGAGCUACUGUGACUGGGGAGGAAGUAGUAGGGGUAUCAGGGCCUUCAUAGAGUCAAACCUGCCAGCAUAUAAGGAUAGCAAUCCACAACUAGAGGUGAUCACUGAACUUUCUCGCGGUCAGCAUCCAUGUUUGAAGGCUUUUUACAAGAACAAAAAUGAGAGGGUGGUAUGUGUGAAGAAUUUGGCAUCAGAAGACGUACUUCUUCAUGCUACCAGGCUAAGGAAUGCGUUGGGAAGAAAAGUGAAAAAACUGCCAACAAGGCAUGUGACCAAACACCCUAGCGUACAGGGUACAUGGACGACUGAUGUUAGAUUUUGAAGCACGAAAACAUUCUAUAUUACAACUUCUCGUGGCUUUAGCUUCAUGAAGAUAUUGUGAUAACAUGCUGGCACCGGGAUCAAGUGAAAGUCAUCUGUAAUGUAUUUUCUUGGGUUAGCUUGAACUUCCGGUCAUAAUUUAGACGUUCCAAAACUUUGGCCCUAGACUUGGUCCCAGUUUGUUUUGUUCUAAAAGACACGACAUUUGCAUAUCUAUCCCAUUCGAUAAAAUUCAGUUA
Populus trichocarpa (black cottonwood) is the source of this 763-nucleotide messenger RNA. RefSeq names its product 54S ribosomal protein L51, mitochondrial. Gene Ontology annotation, biological process: mitochondrial translation. Gene Ontology annotation, cellular component: mitochondrial large ribosomal subunit. Gene Ontology annotation, molecular function: structural constituent of ribosome. The transcript has 4 exons. The coding region runs from base 166 to 525 and encodes 119 amino acids. The record is from RefSeq and is a predicted model, not a curated record. Lineage: Eukaryota; Viridiplantae; Streptophyta; Magnoliopsida; Malpighiales; Salicaceae.